Molecule: messenger RNA, 378 nt
Organism: Hydatigera taeniaeformis
Lineage: Eukaryota; Metazoa; Platyhelminthes; Cestoda; Cyclophyllidea; Taeniidae
Source: the annotation of a GenBank genome assembly
AUGAAGGCGAUCAAUGUCAUCCAGAAUGGAUUGUUUACUGAGCUGUGCUUUUGCAGUUGUUAUCGAAGAGGAGGACCUAUUUUCGAGGCCGAUGCAAAGGCAGUAUCGGCGGAUGGAAGUGGUGGCAUGCACCUGACGCUACGCAUUGAAGUCGAUGCAAUUCCAUUUUGUUUCGCUUUGAUCGGAGCCUCAGGUGUCAUUGUGAUGGAAGUGGAUGAAGUACUAAGCGCCUUUGAACGUGAUGACAAGUUUGCCUGUAGGACGAAAAUUUUCGCCUGCGAAAAUCCAGUCGUCGCGGUUCAUAUCAAGUACGGCGGAAGGCAACUGCGGAAUGGAGAUUUGUGGUCGCUUUACACUGGCGUAAAUACUGCUUCUUAG